Molecule: messenger RNA, 1083 nt
Organism: Penicillium odoratum
Lineage: Eukaryota; Fungi; Ascomycota; Eurotiomycetes; Eurotiales; Aspergillaceae
Product: carbon-nitrogen hydrolase family protein
Exons: 5
Coding region: 1-1083 (360 amino acids)
Biological process (GO): cyanide catabolic process
Molecular function (GO): cyanide hydratase activity
Source: RefSeq, a predicted model, not a curated record
AUGGCUCCUGUUCUCAAGAAGUAUAAGGCCGCAGCAGUCAACGCUGAACCUGGCUGGUUCAAUCUCGAAGAAUCAGUUCGACGAACAAUCCACUGGAUUGACGAAGCAGGAGAGGCGGGAUGCAAGUUUAUUGCCUUUCCCGAGCUUUGGAUUCCGGGCUACCCUUACUGGGCCUGGAAGGUAAACUACCAAGAAAGUCUCCCGCUGCUCAAAAAAUAUCGCGAGAACAGCCUCCCAUCCGACUCGGACGAGAUGCGACGCAUUCGACAAGCCGCCCGAAGCAACAAGAUCUGGGUGUCUCUCGGCUACUCCGAACUCGACCUUGCCAGCCUGUAUACUACCCAGGUGAUGAUCAACCCUGCCGGGGAGAUCAUCAACCAUCGCCGCAAGAUUAGAGCCACUCACGUCGAGCGCCUAGUCUUCGGUGAUGGAACCGGCGACACGACAGAGUCCGUGAUGGAUACCGAAAUUGGUCGCAUUGGGCAUCUGAAUUGUUGGGAGAACAUGAACCCCUUCAUGAAGGCCUAUGCAGCCUCCCUUGGAGAGCAAGUUCACGUCGCUGCCUGGCCUCUCUACCCUGGCAAGGAGACGCUCAAGUACCCUGAUCCUUACACCAACAUCGCCGAAGCCAACGCAGAUAUUCCUCAGCUUGUGACUCCGGCUUACGCCAUUGAGACUGGCACUUUCACUCUGGCGCCGUGGCAGACAAUUACUGCUGAGGGCAUCAAACUUAACACGCCACCUGGAAAGGAGCUCGAAGAUCCCAACAUUUACAAUGGAAACGGACGGAUCUUUGGUCCGGACGGUCAAAAUCUUGUUCCCCACCCCGCAAAGGACUUCCAAGGUCUUCUAUACGUCGAUAUUGAUCUUGACGAAGCCCAUCUGACCAAGGCCCUUGCCGACUUUGGCGGUCACUACAUGCGUCCGGAUCUGAUUCGCUUGCUGGUUGAUACCAACCGCAAGGAUUUGGUUGUUCGUGAAGACCGGGUCAACGGGGGCAUCGAAUACAACCGAACGGUGGAUCGAGUUGGACUUUCCAAGCCUUUGGAUAUUCCCGUUGUGGAAUCAGAGCACCAAAAGUAG